Neurospora crassa OR74A is the source of this 2137-nucleotide messenger RNA. Its product is annotated as lipoyltransferase. Bases 756 to 1910 code for a protein of 384 amino acids. The transcript is spliced from 2 exons. Gene Ontology annotation, cellular component: mitochondrion. Lineage: Eukaryota; Fungi; Ascomycota; Sordariomycetes; Sordariales; Sordariaceae. The record is from RefSeq and is a predicted model, not a curated record. Gene Ontology annotation, biological process: protein lipoylation.
ACGGAAAGUCAGACCACUGCACUUCUUGCACUUUUGUCUUCCUGUUUCGACUGAUUAUCGCGGUUGUAUAUUUUCAAGAAACAGCCCUCGCCAUGACUGCUGUUGCCAUUGGUUUUGUCGACCUUGGGGCCCAAGGCAGGAGGGGGCACUGCUGGAUUCCUGCGUCAGUGUCACCCAACUGGCGCGUGCCUGGCUUGUUCCUUCCUAGAGAAAGCAAACUACGGAUCCACCGCGCGCAAGAAAAGAGACCGGAGGAAGGAGUCGGGGCAAUGGUCGGUUUCGGGGAGGUGAAGACAACUUCCGUCCGGAGACAUACUUUCAUACUCCGCUUUACGGAAUCUACCGCCGUCCAGUGACCGGCAUCACGUUGACCAUAAGCAGGAGGAGAAAACAGAGAAGUUGAUUGGCCUUGGACGCCAUCUCUUCUUGUAAAAGUGGAAUAAUACUGCCCCACUUCUACCCACGAAGGGAAUGGAGAUCGCUCGCGAAGGUGACCCGCCGUAAGAUCCAUCUCAUGUACUUAAGUACUCGACCUACUUGAAGGAGUAAAAUGCUUGCUCCCAGUACAUACCGCGCCCACGGGCUUGGUUGUAUUGUACAGGUUCAUCCGAAAAUGAGGACGGAGAUCUGACCAUCCGAUUCCAUAAACCCACUAUCCCAUAUCAUCCAUCGGGCAAUCGCAUCACAUGCACCAUAGCAUUUUCACAUAGCGUCACAUAACCAUAUCAGCCGGAACCAAGACAAGACAAACCGACAUGCAUCUCCUGCAUCUCCGCCUGCCCUACCGGGCCCCGUCUCUCUACCCUCCCUACGCCCUAGCCUCACGCCUGCAAGACCACCUCCGCCGCUCCCUCCUCGACCUCAAGGACAACCGUCCGGGCUCGAAACCCUACACGCCAACGAUUAUCUCCUUUACCCCCUUGCCCACCUACACUUUAGGCCGGCGCCAAGCCAGUCCACUCACCGGUGAUGAAGCAACACGUCUAUCAGCGCCCGUGUAUUACCCAUCUUCACCCUUAGCUUCGGGGGGGUCGUCCCCAUUAAUGUCAGCACCAAUUCAACGAAUAGAUGGGGAACACGGAACAGUCAAACUCCCAGUCUCAAUCCUUCACUCCCCCCGUGGCGGCCUAACCACCUACCACGGCCCAGGGCAAGUCGUCCUCUGGCCCAUCUUGGACUUGAUUUCGUCUCAACACAACAAGUACACAGUGCGGUGCUACACGCGUCUCCUAGAGAAAACGACCAUUUCCACUCUUUGGAAAGCGUUUGGUAUCCAUUCUUUCACGACGGACGAUCCGGGGGUUUGGGUUAGGAGUGGGGCUGCUUGGGCACCAUCACCAGAGGAGACCGGGGAGGGGGAGAAGACGGAGAAGGAAGAGAAGGGGGAGGCAUGUGCGCUGGCUGGAACUACUGAGAAGUCUUUUGUAGGUGAGGAUGAGGGUCCGUUAGCCAAAGUCGCCGCCUUGGGCGUCCAUCUCCGCCGCCACGUCUCCGGUCUCGGUACGGCCAUCAACGUAGACAUGCCCGGCCCGGAAGUCACGAGGGAGGCACUCAAUCCGUGGGCGAGGUUUGUGCCAUGUGGCUUGGAGGGGAAGACGGUGACGAGUGUUAGGGGGGAGUUGGACAAGGCCAAGGGUAAUCCGCAGGCCACGCAAAGGUAUGAGGGGAUGCUGAACCCGCCUGCUGUGGCGGGUGCUUGGGCGGAGAACUUAGCGAGGAAUAUUGGGGUUGAGGAGGUGAAGACGGUGGGGGAAGAUGAGGUGGUGAGCUUAUUGGAGGAAUUGGUUAGUGGGAAGGCCACACAAGAGGAGGUGGGAGAGGAGGAGAGGGAGUUUGUGAGGCUGAUUAGGGAGCAAUUGGAUCGGGAGGGAGAGAGGGGGGCGGGAGGGGAAUCUGACGGUGGGAAGUAGGAAGCAGGGGGGGAUUUUUACUUUCUUCUCGUAGAUGAAGGCCAAUAUCGUACAGAACGAACUCAAAUUCACGCAUAUAAAAGAAUUAGAGUGAUUCAGAGGGGAAAAAGAAAGGAAAGAAAAAAAAAAAAACGCAUAGCGUUGUAUCUACAUAUGUACAUGAUUUACAACCGCUUGUGACUAUGACAAAAUAAAUGGUAUUGUGCCAAUCAACGGUGGACAAGGAU